Ananas comosus (pineapple) is the source of this 1476-nucleotide messenger RNA. Its product is annotated as wiskott-Aldrich syndrome protein family member 1-like. The record is from RefSeq and is a predicted model, not a curated record. Bases 225 to 1235 code for a protein of 336 amino acids. NCBI's taxonomy places the organism in Eukaryota, Viridiplantae, Streptophyta, Magnoliopsida, Poales, Bromeliaceae. The transcript is spliced from 3 exons.
UUUUUGUAUUUCACUAUUAUUAUUAUUUCUCUCUCUCUGCUCUGAGAAAGAGAGAGAGAGAGAGAGAGAGACAGAGAGAGAAAGGGUGUGUUCUUCAGAUCAGUUUAAUUAUAACUAGCAGGUUGCGUCUCUGCCUCUCUUUUUGUGUAGGGUUUGGACCGAAAAGACACUCUUGUUUUUGUGCAAGCUCUUGGUUUCAGACUCUCUUCUAAGUCCCCUUCGCCAUGGCCGAGCCAGAGAAGAAGCUCAAUCCCGAGCCAAAAGCCAACAACGACGAGGAGGAGCUGAACCAAGAGCCCAUAUCAAUCGACAAGCCCUCGGAGGAAGGAGGAGGAGGAGGAGGAGGAGGAGGAGGAGGAGGGGAGCUCAUGGGCUACCUCGACGUGUUCGUGCACCAGGCGCGCGACAUCCACAACAUCUGCAUCUACCACAAGCAGGACGUCUACGCCAAGCUCUCGCUCACCGCCGACUCCCCCGCCGCCGCCCUCUNGCCACCAAAGACUUACUCCCCCGUCCCCGUCCCCGCCCCCGCCGCUUUAGCCGUACUGAAGCCCCCCGCUCGGCUGCAUUCUCUCGCUCUCGACUUGCUUCGGCCGCCCUCUCACCUUCUCCAGCCUCCUCCUCUCCCCCUUAAGCCGCCGCUGAUUAAACGGCCGCCGCCGCCAGUCCUGCAGCCGCUCUCCCUACUCCCGCUUCGGCUCCUCGACCAGGACCUCCAUCAAGAACUGCGCCGACUCGUAGGUCUAAAGCGUCGCCUCCCUCCUCGGCCGCCGCCUCGCCUGCCGCUCCGCCAGAACAGCGUCGAUUCCGUUUCGGCUUUCCGGAACGAGACUCCUUUGAGCAGCGUCACGACUACGGACUCUCCUGUGGUUCCCCCUUCGACUCCUCAGUCUGCAGAUCCUCCGAGCGAGAAAGAGAAAGUUCAAGAAGCUACCGAAGGGCAGGCCGAAUCUUCUCCUAUCGGGAAGUCGCCGUCGUCGGAUUCCGUUGUAAAGCCGAUAGUUAGUAUAAACAUCGAACCGGAGGAGACGGUCGUGCAGCAAGACAUCGUCGAUAUGUACAUGAAGAGCAUGCAGCAGUUCACCGAGUCUCUCGCGAAGAUGAAACUUCCGAUGGAUACUGAGAACAAAAGCGGUCCCAAUAGUGAGAAUGGCGAGUCGAGCUCCGAGAAGCAGGUGGCGCCGUCGAAGGGGACCGGUCCGAAAGUCUUUUACGGCAGCAGGGCAUUCUUCUGAAAUUGUCGCUCGGUAUGGGAACUUCGCGCUAAGUAGUAGUGAGGAAGAGCAACUUUUUUAUGUGUGCUUGGUAGUUCUCUGAAGUAGUUCUUUAACUUGUAUUAGUCAUAGGCUUGAUGUCGAAAACUCUCACCUUACAUAAUCCUUUAUCUAAUGGAGUUGUAACUGGUUUCGAGACCUUGCUUUCGCUCCUAUAUAUAUGUUUGAAUUUUGAUGAGAUAUAUAUCUGCUCUCUACAUCA